This is a messenger RNA of Ylistrum balloti, 1169 nucleotides long. RefSeq lists its product as uncharacterized. The coding region runs from base 5 to 961 and encodes 318 amino acids. The transcript is spliced from 3 exons. NCBI's taxonomy places the organism in Eukaryota, Metazoa, Mollusca, Bivalvia, Pectinida, Pectinidae. The record is from RefSeq and is a predicted model, not a curated record.
AGAAAUGGAUCACAAUGAAAAGGCUGGAAGUAAAGAUAUUUUGGGAAGACUCUCAGAUUUAGAACUCAGUGAACUUAAAGAUACUGUCACGAGGAAGCAAAUAUCGGCUUAUGGACGUAAAGAAUGCAUCAGUGCUAUUGUGUCAUACAGUGAGUCUGCUCUUGAACUUCUGCACAGAAAGAAACUCAAGCGAGAUGUCCUGUUCCAGUACCUAUUUGACAAUAAUGUUGUAGUACCUAUCAAUGCUUCAAAAGACAUGCUUAUUUACUCUAUAAUAGAGCUUUGGAAAUCACGAAAUCAGCAAAAGAAACAGGAUACAACUCCAAUUGUACAAGCCGAUCAGCAGCCUACACAGGAAAGACUAGAGAACAAAACACAAGCUCACUCUCCCCAAAAUACACCAAUCAAUAUAGCAAUUACAGUCAAUGUAGCCUCUCAGCAACCAAGUCCAUCAAAAGAUGUGCCUUUAUCAGAACAAGUUGGAGAAGCCUUCACAACUUGGUUUUAUAAAAUGUUAAACUCUCAAAACCCAACGACACCCGAUGCACCAGAGGAUUUUGGUUCCCAUCAUUUCUGGCCAGAUGUGAACUUUAAACUUUUGUGCUUGACACCACAGCCAGUGGAUGAGGAAUUAUCGGGUGCUGACCUGACAACGCAAAGGUUAUUGGCUCUUGUCAAAGAGGAACAGUUACUUUUCAAUCCUAACAUUAGUAAGGAAGGCCUAAUGGUGAAAUCCAACCCCCAUGGACAACUGGUGCUAAUUGUGUGUGGAACAAUUCACAGGAGCCAGGACUGUUUGGGCGAGUUUGAACAACUAUUUGGUUUACUUAGAGAUCCUCGUUUCAAUAACAAUUGGAAAGUAAAAUUCACAAAACUAAGGAUUAAAAGUUCACAAGUAACAGCGAUGCCAAAGUUGACAGAUCAAGCACUGAGUGAGGUGACUGCUCUUAUUCCAACGUAGUCAGAUCAAGCCUUGUCACUGAUGUGACCUUGAAGUUGAACUACUUUUUUGAGGUCACGCUACACUAAUUUUCUGCUACUGAAAUUCUGUGUUAAUAUCAAGAGUAAAGAAAAUAAUUUUCUUUCACUUUUAUUGUCAUGUACACUUGAAGUAUAAGAUGAAAUCACAGUGAAUAAAGUGUCUGAGGCGUUGGCCUCAUCACAAUUUA